Molecule: messenger RNA, 452 nt
Organism: Acipenser ruthenus (sterlet)
Lineage: Eukaryota; Metazoa; Chordata; Actinopteri; Acipenseriformes; Acipenseridae
Product: COP9 signalosome complex subunit 9-like
Exons: 3
Coding region: 89-262 (57 amino acids)
Biological process (GO): negative regulation of protein neddylation
Source: RefSeq, a predicted model, not a curated record
GUGGCGACGUUCCUCUGCAACCAAACAGGAAGUGGUACAGGCAGACAGAAGAAAAGUUGUCUUCAUUUCUUAGAAAUAAAUUAUAAGCAUGAAGCCGGCAGUUGAUGAAAUGUUUCCUGAAGGAGCUGGACCAUAUGUAGAUCUUGAUGAGGCAGGUGGAAGCUCUGGACUUUUGAUGGACUUGGCAGCCAAUGAAAAAGCAGUACAUGCUGAUUUCUUUAACGAUUUUGAAGACCUAUUUGACGAUGAUGAUACCCAGUGAUAAAACCCUGCUCAUUCAAGAGUUUCCUACUUCUGUUCACAUUGCAGCCUGUUUAAAAAGGACAUUGUACAAUAAAUGCAUCUAAAAUGAAUAGUGAUGUUCCUAGACCUGCAAUGACGAUUCAGUGGAAUUGCAUUAAGCACCGAUAGUGUUAAGCCAUAUUUUGUUACAAUAAAAUGCUCUAAAAGAA